AUGAGGCGACCCAGACCCAGACACAACACCACCUCGCUGCCCCGAAAUCUUCGCGCGGAGCUGGGCAUCAAAGACCACUACGGUGAGAGAAAGAAUAAGCGGAACGGACCUGCGACGCGCAAAGACCAACGUCGAGCGGAACGAGCAGAAAAGAAAGGAAAGCGAGGGCCCCCGUCCAAAUCUUCUGGUAGACGGUCCCGCGAGGACGAGGAGGAAGACGACGACGACGACGACGACGACGAUGAAGACCUUGCGGGUCUUGAGGACGGGUCCGACUUCGACGUGGAUCUAGCGGAAUCGGACGAAGAUGAUGUCGCUCCGCCAAAGUCGAAGAAGGCGAAGACGGAGACGAAGCCGAAGUCGAUACUGAAAAAGACCAAGGAGGUUCAGCAAUCCGAUUCGGAGGACGACGAGGAUGAGGUGGAAAAACGGCCGCGCAAAGUUUCUAGCGCGGUGCAGGAGAAGUUAAAUGAAGACGAUGCAGAGAUCGCGGCGCUGGAGAAGAAGCUGGGGCUGAAGAAGGGGAAGAAGCUUCCGAAGUCGUUUGAGGAGGACGGGCUGCUGGACCUGCUAGGAGAAAUAGACGACGAGUCGGCCGAUGAAAGCCGGAAGCGCAAACGGGAGGCUGACGAAUGGCUGCAGAAAAAGAGAAGAAAAGCCCAAGGUCUUGAGGUAGAGGAGGACUCGGAGGAGGACGAUAGUGAUUUAGGAAGUGACGAAGAUAUGGAAGACUUCGAUGAAGAAGAUAUGUUUGACGAGUCGGACGAAGAUGAAGACGAGGAGGGCGACACGGGCGAGGACGAGAAGCCGGCCAAGAAGCGCGAAAAUCCCUAUGUUGCGCCUGUCGCUCAAUCUGCCGAGAACAAGCCAGCCAAAUACAUCCCCCCAUCGUUACGAGCUGCUUCUACCUCUGAGUCCGAAUCACUCACACGGCUGCGGAGGCAGGCUCAAGGUCAACUGAACAAGCUAUCGGAAGCCAACCUCGUCUCGAUCCUCAAUGAAUUUGAAAAGCUCUAUCGCGAAUAUCCCCGUCAGAAUGUCACGUCGACGUUGCUGACGCUCCUCUUUGGUUUGGUGUGUGAAAGAUCCGCUUUGCAGGAUACGUUCGUCAUCCUGCAUGCGGGCUUCAUCGCUGCACUGUACAAGGUCAUUGGGAUGGAUUUUGGCGCCGAGCUCGUACAAAAGCUGGUUGAAUACUUUGAUGCGGCUGGUGAUGAGCGCGACAAGUUCCAAGGGAAGGAGAUGAUCAACCUCAUCUCGCUCCUUUCGCAGCUUUACAACUUCCAUGUCGUAAGCAGCACGCUGGUCUUCGAUUACAUCCGAUUGUUUCUACAGGAUAUCAAUGAGGAAAACACAGAGUUACUCCUCAAAGUCAUUAGAAAUUCCGGACCUCAACUUCGUCAAGACGACCCAUCCUCCCUGAAGGACAUUGUUCUUCUCAUCCAGCCGGCAGUCGCGAAGAUCGGCGAAGAAGCCCUGUCAGUGCGUACAAAAUUCAUGAUUGAUACCAUCACCGACCUCAAGAACAACCGCUUGAAAUCCGCCCCUGGCUCGACGAUCGCAUCAGAGCACAUCACCAAGAUGCGGAAAAUUCUUGGAUCGUUGAACAAUUCCCGAGUCCUUCGUGCCACAGAGCCCAUCAGCAUAUCUCGGGAGGACAUUCACAACGCCUCGAAGAAGGGUAAAUGGUGGCUUGUCGGUGCCAGCUGGAAGGAGGAUCCUCUGGUCUCUGCGCGUCAGGAACUAGCCAAUCUCCCGCUCGAUAACAAGCAAGCUGUGCCGGACGAUGACAGCGAGGGCGAGCCUGAUCUAGCAAGCAUCGCCAAGGCGCAUCGCAUGAACACUGACAUCCGACGAUCGAUCUUCGUCGCCAUCAUGUCUGCAACAGACUACCAGGACGCACACGUGCGCCUAUUGAAACUCCGGCUGAAACGCACGCAGGAAUAUGAGAUCCCCCGCGUCCUCACCCACUGCGCCAUGGAAGAGGAGGCCUACAACCCAUACUACACCUUGAUCGGUCGCCGGCUCUGCGGCGAGAUGGGCCGCCGCAUGAAAGUCUCAUUCAUGUACACCCUAUGGAACGCCUUCAAGCGCAUGGGCGAAGCCGGCGACAUGGACGACGACUCCGACGGCGGUUUCGGCGAAGACGAGGCCGACGAGCGCAACAAGCUCCAAAUGAAAUCCAUCGUCAACCUGGCCAAGAUGUACGGCAGCCUGAUCGCGGACAACGCCCUGACACUCAGUGUGCUAAAGACGCUCAAUUUCGCCUACGUACAGCCCAAGACCAAGGCCUUCCUUGAAAUCCUCUUCAUCAGCAUCAUCCAGCAGUCGCAGAAGUCGAAACGCUCCAAGAAGAAGAGCAAGAAGACGGAUGGGGAGGAGGAAGCUGCUCGGGAUGAGAAACCGCUCAUCGAGAUCUUCAUGCGCACGCGAGAUACGCCGCAAAUCGUCAAGGGGUUGAUUUUCUUCGUGCGGAAGGUGGUCUCGAAGACGGAUCUUGUCGAGUCUGAGAAGGACCGGAAGUUGGUGAAGUGGGGAUGCAGUGUUGCGCUGGACGCCUUGAGGGUCGUUGCCAAUGAAGACGGUGGACUUCCGUAA
This is a messenger RNA of Aspergillus clavatus NRRL 1, 2598 nucleotides long. Its product is annotated as MIF4G domain-containing protein. The record is from RefSeq and is a predicted model, not a curated record. Gene Ontology annotation, molecular function: RNA binding; protein binding. The transcript is spliced from 2 exons. NCBI's taxonomy places the organism in Eukaryota, Fungi, Ascomycota, Eurotiomycetes, Eurotiales, Aspergillaceae. Gene Ontology annotation, cellular component: nucleolus. Bases 1 to 2598 code for a protein of 865 amino acids. Gene Ontology annotation, biological process: ribosomal small subunit biogenesis.